CCCUGCCUGUGCCCACUCAUCAUGUCUGCAGCCGCGCCGGACGGGCCGCAGGUUGAUCGCGACGACGACGCCGUCAUGACGCCGUCGGCCAGUGCGCAGCCGCAGCAGGCCUCGCCCGCAGCCGCAGCCGCACAGCAGCCCGAGGGCGCGGCGCCCAGCACCGCACCGGCACCCGCCUCGCCGCCGCGCUCGGCUCAACAGACGCUGCAUGUCGUCGCGUCACCAAGCAAGAAGACGCGUGCCGUCGAUGUGCUGGCUCUCGACGACACGGGCACGUCGGGCGAUGAUGCUGGCGAGGAGGACGAGGAGGAGGAGCUCGAGGCGCAGCCGCUCUCGUCGCGCACGCGUGGCGCAUCCCACGGCGGCGACGAGGAGAUGGACGACUUCCGCAUCACGAGCGCACGCCGCUUCGACGCUACUCGCAAGCCCAAGGCGCGCAAGCAAGACGUCGGCAAGGAGGGCCGUCUGCUCGACGAAGAUAUCCGGCAGCGCUAUAUCCGAGAGAUCGGCGACAUCUUCGCCGAGCCUGGCGUCUCUAAGUGAGGCGUGCUGCUGCUCGCCAUCAACCCCAGCGCCGCGUCCUCUCGGCCCACUUCUCUCGCGUCACGCUCUCUGUUCAGCUCCCUUCUUCAUCAUGUACCACCACCCAUGCAUCCGUCAUUCACGCGCGUGUCUCAGCGUCC
This is a messenger RNA of Tilletiopsis washingtonensis, 683 nucleotides long. RefSeq lists its product as hypothetical. The record is from RefSeq and is a predicted model, not a curated record. The transcript is spliced from 3 exons. NCBI's taxonomy places the organism in Eukaryota, Fungi, Basidiomycota, Exobasidiomycetes, Entylomatales. The coding region runs from base 22 to 543 and encodes 173 amino acids.